GGAGGAGGAGGAGGGGGCGGGGAAGAGAUAAAAGAAGGCGAGGCGACGGCGGAAGGGCAUCUCCUUUUUCCCGGUGGAGGGGCAACUAAGUAACGUGGUGAAUAACAUAACAUGGCAGCAGGAGGCAGCCCUUUUGAAGAAGGAAUGGAUGAUCGUGACUUACCUGGCUGGAGCAAUGAGAGCCUUGAUGAUCGAUUAAACAACACGGGCUGGGGUGGUCAGCCAAAGAGACCCAACAGAUCUUCAGAAAAAAACAGGAAAAAGGUUACCAGUGAAAGUGAAUCAAGACUUACUAAUGACAUCUCACCAGAAUCGACACCAGGAAAUGCACGGAAAAAGUCAAAGACGCCUCAUACUUUCCCUCAUACAAGAUACAUUACCCAAAUGUCUGUUCCAGAGCAGGCAGAACUUGAAAAACUUAAACAAAGAAUAAACUUUAGUGAUUUAGAUCAGAGAAGCAUUGGAAGUGAUUCUCAGGGCAGAGCAACAGCUGCUAACAACAAACGCCAGCUUAAUGAAAGCAGAAAGCCAUUCAACUUCCUGUCACUGCAGAUUAAUACUAACAAAGGCAAAGAUGCUGCAACAAGUUCUCAAACACAAGAAACCGGGGGAUCAUCGCAAUAUAAAGACUUAUUUACAGCUGCCUUGAGUAAGGAUUUGUUACAGAAUUGUCCUGUCUCUUUUGAAGAAGAUGGAAGAGGUGAACCAGCAGUGGACAGUAGUCAGAUUGUGAGCAGACUAAUUCAAAUUCGUGACUAUAUUGCAAAAGCCAGUUCCAUGCGAGAUGAUCUAGUUGAGAAAAAUGAGAGAUCUGCUAAUGUGGAACGCUUAUCACAUCUCAUAGAUCAUCUAAAAGAACAGGAGAAAUCAUACUUAAAAUUUUUGCAGAAGAUGCUUGCUAGAGAAAAUGAGGAGGAGGAUGGUCGGACUAUAGAUUCAGCUGUGGGAUCUGGUUCUGUAGCUGAGAGCACAUCGCUAAACAUAGAUGUGCAGUCUGAAGUUUCAGAUACAACGGAGGUAUCUUUUAGUCUGAGAGCUCGGCCCUGCAUUGAGGACAAACUAGGGAAUUCAGCUUCUCAAGGACAGGUUUCAGACAUGGCCGUUACAGCAAGUCCAAAUGUGAAAAAUGACAGAGCUGCUCUGAAUGGCAGCGAAAUCUGGUCUAGUAGGAUUAAUAGCCAAGAACCUGGAUUACUCUCAAAGGCUAGAGAUCCUCAGCAGGAGGCUACAGAAGAGCUUGCAAAUUUGAAGAAGCAACAUGAUUUAUUGAAGAGGAUGCUACAACAACAGGAACAACUGAAAGCUCUUCAAGGGAGACAAGCUGCUCUGCUUGCACUACAGCAUAAAGCAGAACAAGCCAUUGCUGUCAUGGAUGAUUCUGUUGUAACAGAAGCGACUGGUAGCAUUUCAGGAGUGAGUCUAACAUCAGAGCUGAAUGAAGAAUUAAAUGACUUAAUUCAGCGCUUUCACAACCAGCUUCAUGAUUCUCAGGUUCAACCUGUUCCAGAUAAUAGAAGGCAAGCAGAGAGUCUUUCUCUAACCAGAGAGGUUUCCCAGAGCAGGAUUUCUUCUGUGUCUGAGCAUUUGUCUGAAGAAAAGGCCCAACUCUUCAGUAAGAUGGUAGCAUUGCAGGGUAAAAAGCAAAAAAUGGACAAAUUGUUAGGAGAAUUGCACACACUUCGGGACCAGCAUCUAAACAAUUCAUCCCUCUUGCCAGCUUCAGGGUCUCCUCAGAGAAGUGUUGAUCAAAGAAGUACAGCUUCAGUAGCUUCUGCACCUGUAGGAAUAGCAGCUGCUGUCAAUGAAGAAUCUAACAGCUUAGCAUCAUCUGUUGCCUAUCAUCCGGAUUCUGUCACCUCACAGAAUGACAGCGAAGAGGAUGACAACUUAAAUCCAACAGAAAAGCUACAGAAGUUGAAUGAAGUUCGGAAGAGACUAAAUGAAUUGCGUGAACUAGUCCACUACUAUGAGCAGACAUCUGAUAUGAUGACAGAUGCUGUAAAUGAAAACACUAAAGAGGAAGAGGAGACGGAAGAUUCAGAGUGUGAUUCAGACCAUGAGAAUCCACAGCCAGUUACCAAUAUUAGAAAUCCACAGGGCACCACUAACUGGGGAGAAAUGAAUUGCAAUAGUAAUAGCAAUUUGCAGUGUGGAACUAAUAACAGAAAUGGAAGGCAUCUUAAUACAUCUUGUGAAAUAAACAACCGAUCUGCUAAUAUAAGGAUGCUGAAUAUGCCCUCAACUUUAGAUUGCCAUUAUAAUAGAGAAGAUGGCGGUGCAGAUAUUCCACAAGGUGAAGAUGACAUUGAUGCUGAAGCUGAUCGAGCCAGUGAAGCUUCUCUAUCCAGCCGCAGAACCAGCAUAGCUGAGGAGGCUCCUGCUGAUGCGGAAUUUGAGCAGAAGAUCAACAGGCUUAUAGCAGCAAAACAGAAACUUCGACAACUGCAAAACCUUGUUGCUAUGGUACAGGAUGAUGAAGUGGAACCAGAGGCUUCAGGACAGGGUAACAUGGAUCAGUUCUUUGUGGCUGAAGAGGAAAAAGCACAGCAGCAACCAAACAAUACUCGAACCAGUGCAAACAAGUCCCAGAAAGGUGUAGUUCUGAAUGAAAAAGCAAGAGAGAAAUUUUAUGAAGCCAAGCUUCAGCAGCAACAGAGAGAAUUGAAACAUCUCCAAGAAGAAAGGAAGAAACUGAUAAAGAUCCAAGAAAAGAUCCAGGUGUUGCAGAAAGCUUGUCCAGAUCUUCAAUUGUCAUCUGGCGUGGAUAAUUGUCCUGGGAAUACUCCAGCACCAGCUGCAAAUGAAAUCAGCGCAGCCAACAAGAUUUUGGUGCAACCGGAAGAAACAGCCACAAUCGAUACUGAGCUUUGGUCUGAGAUGCGCAGACAUGAGAUUUUGAGAGAAGAAUUGCGACAGAGAAGAAAGCAGCUUGAAGCCUUAAUGGCUGAGCACCAGAGGAGAAGGGACCUAGCAGAUACUACAUCUGCUUGUGCUGGAUCUACUAAAAGUGAUGGAUCAGAGACCCAGUGCACUCCCCAGCAAAGCAGAACAGAAAAAACCAUGGCAACAUGGGGAGGCUCUACUCAAUGUGCAUUUGAUGAAGAUGAAGAUGGUGGUGAUGAAGAUGCAUAUCUUUCUGACGGGCUUGGUCAAGUGGAAGAGGAAGAGGAAGAGGAGCAAGAAUCUAGUUCCAAUGAGUACUCUGUGUGUCCCAAUAACACAGAUCAAAGUGCAUAUUGUACAAAGGAAGAUAAGGAGAGCUGGAAGAAUCCUCGUCCUCUUUCAGCAGAUGGAAACUAUCGUCCUCUGGCUAAAGCAAGGCAGCAACAGAAUAUCAGCAUGCGGCGGCAGGAAAAUCAUCGCUGGAUGUCUGAGCUUUCUCAUGUGGAAGAGAAAGAACAGUGGCAAGAGCAGAUUAACCAGCUAAAGAAACAGCUUGAAUUCAGUGUCAAUAUUUGUCAGACUUUAAUGCAGGAUCAACAGACUCUCUCCUGCCUGUUGCAGACUUUGCUUACUGGCCCUUACAGUGUGUUGCCCAGUAACGUUGCUUCACCACAAGUACACCUUAUAAUGCAUCAGUUAAAUCAGUGCUAUACUCAACUGACUUGGCAACAAAAUAAUGUUCAAAGGUUGAAGCAAAUGUUAAAUGAUCUAAUGCGCCAGCAAGAGCAACAACACACAAGAACAACUACGAAGGAGAAAGAAAGCAGGGCUCCACCGCCUCCAUCGCCAACUAUGUUUUGUCCCUUUGGUUUUCCUUCCCAAACAAUGAACCUGUUCAGCAUGCCUGGGUUCACAAAUUUCUCCUCUUUCCCACCAGGUAUAAACUUUGGCCCAAUGUUUCCAUCUGGUUUGGGGGAUUUUCCACACAACUGUACAGCUCAGAACAGUGAACAUCAACAACAACCCAUAGAGCCUAACACCACUGGGAAAAUGGACUAUAUGGCAUUUCCAAAACCUUUUGAAAGUAAUUCUACUGGUGGAGUAGAAAAACCAAGAGGUCAGUUGCAACCUGAAGAAGAAACAGAGAAUAGAUCAACUAGAUCAAAUGGACACCAGGAAGGAGGAAAAGAAAAACAUUUGUUCCUCAAGUCUGGAUUUGCAAUACCUGUACAAAACGCAGGAUGUGGUAAUCACAAAAAUCAAGCUGGCACAAGCAGGAGGAGAGAAUUUGAUGAAGAAUCUCUGGAGAGCUUUAGUAGUAUGCCAGAUCCAGUGGAUCCAACCACUGUGACUAAAACCUUUAAACCUCGGAAAGCAUCUGCACAGGCCAGUCUAGCUUCCAAAGACAAAACGCCAAAGUCCAAGAAUAAGAGGAGGAAUGCUUCUCAAUUUAAAAACCGAUCGAGAUCUAAUGGUUUUGAAAGUGCCAGUGUUUCCAGUACAUGCGAGCCUUACAAGAGCAACAGAAGCAGGCACUCAACUCGGAAGGAAGAAGUUGUCCAAGCAAAGGUGUUCAGUAAAAAGAACCGAGAGCAACUAGAAAAAAUAAUUAAAUACAGUAGAUCAUCAGAAAUGUCCUCAGCACAUGCUAGGAGAAUACUGCAGCAGUCUAACAGAAAUGCAUGCAUAGAAGCACCAGAAACAGGCAGUGAUCUUUCUAUGUUUGAAUCUUUGCGAGACACCAUUUACUCUGAAGUAGCCACUUUGAUAUCUCAAAAUGAAUCUCGCCCUCAUUUUUUGAUUGAGCUUUUUCAUGAGCUCCAGAUGCUAAAUUCAGACUAUUUGAGACAAAGAGCGUUGUAUGCUUUACAGGAUAUAGUGACCAGACAUGCAUCUGAAGAAAAUGCAAAAGGAGAGUGUCCCAAACCACUGAACUCUGCAGGCUGGGCAGGAUCAAAUUCAGAACUUACUCCCAGUGAAAGCCUUGCAACGACUGAUGACGAGACAUUUGAGAAGAACUUUGACGAUGGAGCCUGUAGAGAAUGUGAACAACACGAUGCAGACAAUGGCAGCACUAUGUCUACUUCUUCAAAUUUUGAACCCUUUGCUACUGAUGAGCUGGGCAACACUGUAAUUCAUUUAGAUCAGGCACUGGCUCGGAUGAGAGAAUACGGACGAAAGAAAAUGGCAGUCGAAAGUAACGUUGAAUCUGAGGAUGGAUGCUGUAGUAAUCCCCAUGAUGCUUCUGCUUCUAAACUGGAAGGUUCAGAUACAGCUGAAAGCCAUUGUGCAGCACAGUCUGCUGAAGUGCCUGCUGUUCCUUGUCCUCGAAUAGAUACCCAGCAGCUUGACCGGCAAAUCAAAGCUAUUAUGAAAGAGGUUAUCCCAUUUCUGAGGGAACACAUGGAUGAAGUAUGUUCUUCUCAGCUCUUGACCUCAGUAAGGCGUAUGGUCUUAACCCUUACUCAACAAAACGAUGAAAGCAAAGAAUUUGUGAAGAUAUUUCAUAAGCAACUUCGUAGCAUUUUGCAGGAUUCACUGGCAAAAUUUGCUGGUAAAAAAUUGAAGGAUUGUGGGGAGGAUCUUCUUGUGGAGAUUUCUGAAGUCUUGUUCAAUGAAUUAGCCUUCUUUAAGCUCAUGCAAGACUUGGACAAUAACAGCCUGACAGUAAAGCAAAGAGGCAAAAGGAAAAUGGAAGCAGAUGGAAUGAUGCAGUCCUAUGCUAAAGAGGCAAAAAGAGCACUGGAAGGAGGAGCUUGUUCAUCCAAUGAAGAUAUAGAUGAAGACAAAGACAAAGAUGAAACUGAAACUAUUAAGCAAGCUCAUGAACCUGCAAUAUUCAACAACAGGGAAGUCCCAAGAAGUACAAGAUCAGAUGCUUCUGACCAGGAAGAAGAAGAGAGUGAAAAUUGUCCAGUAUCCAUAAGUUUGUCUAAAGCAGAAACCCAGGCUUUAACUAAUUAUGGAAGUGGGGAAGAUGAAAAUGAAGAUGAAGAAAUAGAUGAAUUUGAAGAAGGACCUGUGGAUGUCCAGACUUCCCUCCAAGCAAACAAUGAAACUACAGCUGAAAAUGAACAAGAGCAGGUUUUGCAUCCCAAACCAGAAAGUCCAAAUGGUUGUCAGAUGUUGCCUACUGAGGACAAAUGUGGAACUGAUAAUGGUGACCAGGAUUUACCUGCUGCUGUGCCUCAGUAUCUGAAUGUAUUAGAAGAUAAGCAACCUUCAGCUGCAAGAGGUGCCGAAGAUCUUAAUGCCAGUGCUGCAUUAACAUCAGAAGAGCCAGACUCUUCAUUAGCAGUCAGUGAAAGCCAGGCGUUGGACACACUACAUGGGGAAACCAAAUCUUCAUCGGGAACUCCUGAAAGCUCUGUGGUUGGCAGUCCCGAUACAGAGUCUCCUGUAUUAGUGAAUGAAUAUGAAACUGGCUCUGGAAACGUCAGUCAGAAAUCAGAUGAAGAUGACUUUGUAAAAGUUGAAAACUUGCCCCUUAAACUUGCAGUCUACUCAGAGGAAGAGUUAAUGAAAAAAAUGGUGGCAGAGGCUCAGUCUAACAGUAUCACUGAAGAAAUACUAUCUGGUGCAGAAAGUCAUGGUGAAGAAUUAGUAGGAGAUCCUCAAAUGCUGAAGGAACCUGAGACUGCAGGAGCCCAAAGUGCAUGAAAAUGACAUCCAGGGCUCUUUCUUGGCCUAUUUCAUCCGCAGUUGCAUCUAGAAAAUUGCUACUAAACUUCAUGUGUUCUAAUCUGUACAAAAAUGUAAAUUAGUUUUUCACACAUUGCCUUUUAGAAUAGGCAUGCUAACUCCGCCCUCCCCAUAAAGUCUAAACAGCUAAAACUGAGUUUUCAGUCUGGCUGCACAGUU
This is a messenger RNA of Lacerta agilis (Sand lizard), 6744 nucleotides long. RefSeq names its product pericentriolar material 1 (gene PCM1). Lineage: Eukaryota; Metazoa; Chordata; Lepidosauria; Squamata; Lacertidae. The record is from RefSeq and is a predicted model, not a curated record. Gene Ontology annotation, biological process: protein localization to centrosome; intraciliary transport involved in cilium assembly; cilium assembly. The transcript has 41 exons. Gene Ontology annotation, cellular component: centriole; centrosome; ciliary basal body. The coding region runs from base 112 to 6543 and encodes 2143 amino acids.